This is a messenger RNA of Exophiala oligosperma, 2422 nucleotides long. RefSeq names its product hsp75-like protein. The record is from RefSeq and is a predicted model, not a curated record. The transcript is spliced from 8 exons. Gene Ontology annotation, biological process: cellular response to unfolded protein; protein refolding; vesicle-mediated transport. Gene Ontology annotation, cellular component: cytoplasm; plasma membrane; cytosol. Lineage: Eukaryota; Fungi; Ascomycota; Eurotiomycetes; Chaetothyriales; Herpotrichiellaceae. Gene Ontology annotation, molecular function: misfolded protein binding; ATP hydrolysis activity; ATP-dependent protein folding chaperone. Bases 115 to 1959 code for a protein of 614 amino acids.
CGCUGCGAAACUUCACCUACUCUUAUCGCCUUUUUCCACUCUUCCCUCUCACCUUUUUUCCUCACAGAGUCCGAUAUUUAGGGACAUAUUUCUUUGUUUUUCACCUCUACAAUCAUGUCGGACGAGGUUUACGAUGGUGCCAUUGGCAUCGACUUGGGUACCACCUACUCUUGCGUUGCCAACUACGAAGGUAACAAUGUCGAAAUCAUUGCCAACGAGCAAGGUUCCUUCACAACCCCAUCCUUCGUUUCCUUCACCGAUGAGGAACGACUUAUUGGUGAGGCCGCAAAGAACCAGGCCGCCAUGAACCCUGCCAAUACUGUCUUUGAUGUCAAGCGAUUGAUCGGACGACGAUUCGAUGACCCUACAGUUAAGAAGGACAUCGAAUCAUGGCCAUUCAAGGUCAUUGACCAGGGUGGAAACCCCAUGGUCCAGGUCGAGUACCUGAAGGAGACCAAGACUUUCUCUCCCCAGGAAAUCUCGUCCAUGGUCCUCAUGAAGAUGAAGGAGGUUGCCGAGGUCAAGCUCGGCAAGAAGGUCCAAAAGGCCGUCGUCACCGUCCCAGCCUACUUCAACGACAACCAGAGACAGGCUACCAAGGACGCCGGUGCCAUCGCUGGUCUCAAUGUUCUCCGUAUCAUCAACGAACCCACCGCUGCCGCCAUUGCUUACGGCCUUGGAUCCGGCAAGACCGACAAGGAGCGAAACGUCCUGAUCUACGAUCUCGGUGGUGGUACUUUCGAUGUGUCUCUACUGAACAUCCAGGGCGGUGUUUUCACUGUCAAGGCCACUGCCGGUGACACUCAUUUGGGUGGUCAAGAUUUCGAUACCAACCUCCUCGACCACUUCAAGAAGGAGUUCCAACGAAAGACCAAGAAGGAUCUCUCUGGUGACGCCCGAGCUCUCCGAAGACUCCGUACCGCUUGCGAGCGUGCCAAGAGAACCCUGUCCAACGGCACCCAGACCACCAUCGAGAUUGACUCCCUCUUCGACGGCGAGGACUUCAACGCCCAGAUCACCCGUGCUCGUUUCGAAGACCUGAACGCCAAGGCAUUCAACGGCACCCUCGAGCCUGUCCAGCAGGUCCUUAAGGAUGCCAACAUCGAAAAGUCCAAGGUCGACGAGAUCGUCCUUGUCGGUGGUUCUACCCGUAUCCCUCGCAUUCAGAAGCUCCUGAGUGACUUCUUCGAUGGCAAGAAGUUGGAGAAGAGCAUUAACCCUGACGAGGCUGUCGCCUACGGUGCUGCCGUCCAAGCCGGUAUCCUCUCUGGCAAGGCCACUUCAGCUGAAACUGCCGAUCUCCUUCUGCUCGAUGUCGUCCCUCUGUCCCUUGGUGUCGCCAUGGAGGGUAACAUCUUUGCUCCUGUCGUCCCACGUGGUAACACUGUGCCAUGUCUCAAGAAGAGAACUUUCACUACCGUCGUAGACAACCAACAAACUGUUCAGUUCCCCGUCUUCCAGGGUGAGAGAUCUUCGUGCGCUGACAACACCUCUCUCGGCGAAUUCACUCUGGCUCCAAUCCCCCCUGCCCGUGCUGGCGAGCCGGUUCUCGAGGUCGUCUUCGAAGUCGAUGUCAACGGUAUCCUCAAGGUUACUGCCACCGAGAAAUCUUCUGGCCGAACUGCCAACAUCACCAUCUCCAAUGCUGUCGGCAAAUUGUCAAGUUCGGAGAUUGAAAAAAUGGUUCAGGAGGCUGCGGAGUUCAAGACUAGCGACGAGGCUUUCACCAAGAAAUUCGAGGCCAAGCAGCAGCUCGAGUCUUACAUUGGCCGUGUCGAGGAAUUGAUCUCCGAUCCCGGUUUGUCCAUGAAGAUGAAGCGUGGCAACAAGGCCAAGAUUGAGGAGGCUCUUUCCGACGCCAUGCAGCAGCUCGAGGUCGAGGAUUCGAGCCCCGAUGACCUCAAGAAGAAGGAGUUGGCCCUCAAGAGAGCCAUGACCAAGGCCAUGGCCACCCGAUAGAGAAAAGCGGAUCUUCUGCUUCCCUUUUCGUCUAGUCAUCUUGUAUUCUUCUACACCUCGCCAACACACACACCCCCAAAAUUUCGACCGCUAGCCGCUUCCUUUUGCGAACUUCCAUCUCACACCGCUUUACGAAAACCGUGCAUUGCAAUCUUUUUUUUUUUUGCAGACUUGUGGCUAGGGCGUCUGUAUCUAGGACAUCUAUCUAGCUGAAAGCUAGCUAGCUGUUUUUGGAGGAGUCUCUUCUUUGCCAUCUCUCGGUCGGUUUCAGGACGGCUUGCAGACAACUUUGCCACAAAAAAAAAGAAAAGAUCGACUGGGGACAAGGGGAAAAAAGUUGUCAAUCCAUUGUCAGAUAGAGUAGUAGCGGGCGCCGGGGGAGAGGGGAGGAGGAGUCUUUUCCUUCUUCGCCCCCCUCGAUGCCCCCGCGAGAGAAAAGUCAAGCCAGAAUGAUACGAAGUUU